AUGGCGAAGGCGAUGCUUGGCUUGCUGGUGCACCUGCACGCCGCGCUGCUGUUCGUGCCGGAGCCGGCCGGCGGCGCGGUGUACAACGUGGCGCGCUACGGCGCCCGCGGCGACGGCGCGGCGGACUCGACGCGGCCGUUCCUCCGCGCGUGGGCCGACGCGUGCCGCUCGCCGCGGCCGGCCACCGUGUACGUGCCGCGCGGGCGGUACCUGCUGGGGCGCGCCACGUUCGUCGGGCCGUGCAGCAGCCGCGCCGUCACGUUCUCCAUCGCCGGCACGGUGGUCGCGCCGGCCGGGUACGGCUGGGACGGCAGCGCUUCCGGGCAGUGGAUCACGUUCGAGUCCGUCGUCGGGCUCACCGUCUCCGGCGGCGGCACCCUCGACGGCCGCGGCGAGGCCCUCUGGGCCUGCAAGAAGAAGCGGCCGCGCGGCCAAUGCCCGACCGGCGCCUCGUCUCUGACGAUCUCGAACUCGAGGGACGUGGUGGUGGACGGGCUGAGGUCGGUGAGCAGCGAGCUGUUCCACGUGGUGGUGCUGCAGAGUCGCGGCGUGACGGUGCGGCGGGUGACGGUGGACGCGCCGGCGGACAGCCCGAACACCGACGGGAUCCACGUCCACAAGUCGACGGACGUGGCGGUGUACGACGCCGCCAUCCGGACCGGCGACGACUGCGUCUCCGUCGGCCCCGGCAACUCCAACCUCUGGAUCGAGCGCGUCGCCUGCGGCCCGGGCCACGGCAUCAGCAUCGGGAGCUUGGGGAAGCAGCAGGGGAUGGCGGUGGAGGCGGUGGAGAACGUUACGGUGAAGACGACGUGGUUCACCGGCACGACGAACGGCCUGCGGAUCAAGACGUGGGGGAGCUCCAAGCGGGGCUACGUCCGGGGGGUCACCUUCGCGGACGCCACCAUGUCCGCCGUCGCCAACCCCAUCAUCAUCGACCAGCACUACUGCCCCGACGGCGGCUGCGCCGCCGGCCAGAGCUCCGGCAUCAAGAUCACCGGCGUCGAGUACGCCGGCGUCCGGGGCUCGUCGUCGACGCCCGUGGCCGUCAGCUUCGACUGCAGCCGGACCAACCCGUGCAGCGGCAUCACCCUCCGGGACGUGAAGCUCACGUACCGGCAGAAGAGCCUCAAGCUCGCCGACGCCGCGUCGUCCUGCCGCUACGCGCAGGGGACGGCCUCCGGCCUCGUCGUGCCGCCGAGCUGCCUCUGA
This is a messenger RNA of Oryza brachyantha (malo sina), 1212 nucleotides long. Its product is annotated as polygalacturonase-like. Bases 1 to 1212 code for a protein of 403 amino acids. The record is from RefSeq and is a predicted model, not a curated record. Gene Ontology annotation, biological process: carbohydrate metabolic process. The transcript is spliced from 3 exons. Lineage: Eukaryota; Viridiplantae; Streptophyta; Magnoliopsida; Poales; Poaceae. Gene Ontology annotation, molecular function: polygalacturonase activity.